AUGUUCGAAGAGUUUUUGGCGAAAAAGACGAGCGGACCGGUGACCUAUGAUGUGUCGCAAGUGUACGAGUUUCUCGACAAGAUGUCCGAUAUCUCGCUCAUGAUUUUCAAUCGGGUUUGUAAUUUUGAUGUCAACAUUCUAUAAUUUUCAAUUGUUUAGGAGACCGGCCAGUACAUUGGACGUACUCGUGCGUGGAUCAAGCAGCAAGUGUACGAGAUGAUGCGUGGACGCUGCAGACAUCCGGAAGGUGGCGAGAAAGUGAUCGUUGGCUACUGA
This is a messenger RNA of Caenorhabditis sp. 36 PRJEB53466, 276 nucleotides long. NCBI's taxonomy places the organism in Eukaryota, Metazoa, Nematoda, Chromadorea, Rhabditida, Rhabditidae. The record is from the annotation of a GenBank genome assembly.